Molecule: messenger RNA, 531 nt
Organism: Acanthosepion pharaonis
Lineage: Eukaryota; Metazoa; Mollusca; Cephalopoda; Sepiida; Sepiidae
Source: the annotation of a GenBank genome assembly
AUGUGUUUUGAUCUAUCUAUCUAUCUAUCUAUCUCAGUCUGCUUCUACAUAUUUAUCGCAAUCUGUCUGUCUGUCUGUCUCUCUCUCUCUAUAUAUAUAUAUAUCUUCUACUUAUCUAUCACAAUCCGUUUCUUUCUAUCUAAAUGUAUUUCUAUCUAUCUAAAUCUGUUUCCUUCUCUCUGUCUAUCUAUCUAUGUUUCUUUCUAUCUAUCUAAAUCUUUUUCUAUCUAUCUAAAUCUGUUUCUUUCUAUCUAUCUAUCUAAAUCUGUUUCUUUCUAUCUAUCUAUCUAUCUAUCUAAAUCUGUUUCUUUCUAUCUAUCUAUCUAUGUUUCUAUCUAUCUAUCUAUCUAUCUAAAUCUGUUUCUUUCUAUCUAUCUAUAUCUGUUUCUAUCUAUCUAUAUCUGUUUCUAUCUAUCUAUAUCUGUUUCUAUCUAUCUAUCUAUCUAUAUAUGUUUCUUUCUAUCUAUAUCUGUAUCUAUCUAUCUAUAUCUGUUUCUUUCUAUCUAUAUCUGUAUCUAUCUAUCUAUCUAA